This is a messenger RNA of Chelonus insularis, 2313 nucleotides long. It is a transcript of the gene DNaseII, whose product is annotated as deoxyribonuclease II. The record is from RefSeq and is a predicted model, not a curated record. Gene Ontology annotation, biological process: apoptotic DNA fragmentation. NCBI's taxonomy places the organism in Eukaryota, Metazoa, Arthropoda, Insecta, Hymenoptera, Braconidae. Gene Ontology annotation, molecular function: deoxyribonuclease II activity. The transcript has 6 exons. The coding region runs from base 487 to 1722 and encodes 411 amino acids.
UUGUCAAUCAUUGUCAAUGUCAUUCUACUCAAAUUCUGGGAAUUUCAUAUCAUGAGGGCCAAACAAAAUAAAUGGGCUCCAAAACAAUGUUUGUAGAUAAUAACAUUGAAAAGUUAGAUUCAUCGAUACAAUAACACCUGGCUAUUCAUUUUUCAAUGUCAACAGUAUAUUACAGCUUGAAUGAACCAUUUUUACAGAUCAGUAUAUAAUCACAAUUUGCUCUGUCAAAGUACGAGGAAAAAAGUGAUGAUUAAUGAGUGAUUGAUAUAUAACAACGGUUUUAUUGUUGUAAUUUAUCAACUAAUAAUUGUAUAUUGCUGAGAACGUUUUGUAUUUUAAAAUUACAAGAGUUAGUGCAAAUGUAAUUAGAACAUUUUUGAUCAACAAUGAAAUGUAAAUAAGAUACAAUAUCAAAACCUUCGUCACGAUAGUUGGAAUUAUCGAUUUUAAAAUUGAUCGAUGCUCCAUUGACAUACAUUUCUAACAAUGUACGCGAGACAUUUAUAUUUUUUUAUAUUAAUAAUAAUUUUUAAUAUUCAUAGUAAUAAGAGUGAUUCGAAUAGUUUACAAUGUAAAGACGAAAAUGGAGAUCCAGUUGAUUGGUAUGUUUUAUACAAAUUACCAAAAGUUGCGGAAAGCAGUGAGCCAUUAAUUAGAAAAGGUCUAGCUUACCUUUAUAUAACUAAUAAAACUAUAGACCUCGGUUGGCAAUUAUCAAAAAAGGAAAUUGGAUCCAAGGACUCGGUACCAGGCAAGACGUUAUCUUUAUUAUAUAAAGAUAAUAUUGCAUCAAAAAAAGGAUGGAUCAUGUAUAGUGAUCAAGCUCCAAAUGAAAAUAGCGCUAAAAGAUAUGGCCAUGCAAAAGGUAUUGUGAUGACUGAUGAGCAUCAAGGAUUUUGGCUUAUCCACAGUGUCCCUAAUUAUCCUCCUUCUCCAUUGUCUGGAGAACAGAAAAGAAAAAAACACAGUCUCGAAAACUUCAAAAAUGUUACUAAUGAUAUACCAGAUGGCGAGUAUUUGUAUCCAAACUCUGGAAAAUCUAAUGGACAGAGUUUUCUCUGCAUUUCGAUGAAUGCAGAUCAGAUGGAUAUCGUUGGUCGAUUAUUAAUUUACAACCAAGUAAUCCCAUAUCGAUAUAAUAUGCCUGAAGAUUUAACUACCCAAUAUCCAGCUCUUUUAAAUGCUUCUAAAGCUAUACGAAUAAAAACUCCCCCUUAUUAUCAUAAAAAAGAAAUUCAUUCAAGUCAAGGAUUGGAGUUUAUUAGUUUUGCUAAGAGUGAUAAAUGGCAAAAAGAUCUCUAUGAUGAUUUUGUGGCACCACAACUACAAUCCGAUUUAUUAGCAGAAACGUGGUUGAAUGGUCGAGGAAAGCUACCCUCUGAGUGCAAUGGAUCAAAGGUCUAUAAUGUGCAAUCUAUAUUAUUAAAUAAUAUCAAUAUCGAUUUUAAAAGCACUCGUGAUCAUUCCAAAUGGGCUGUGGCUAUGAGUAAUAAGCAACAACGAAAUUGGGUCUGCAUUGGAGAUAUCAAUAGAGCGGAUACGCAAUUUAAUCGAGGCGGAGGUACAGUUUGUGUAAAUCUUCUGAAGCUUUGGAAUAAUUAUCGUUCUUCAGUAAAUGAUAUAGAACCUUGUCCAAAGAAACAAAAUUUCUUUCAAAAAUCAAUGACUUCUAUUAAAUCUUGGUUUGGUAAUAUCGUUAAAAAAAUAUCAAUGACUGAAUAAAUAAUUAAAUGAAUUUUUAAUUAAACAUUUGAUCAAGUUUAUAAAAUCAUAUAAAUGCUCAUCAAAUGAUAAAAUACAAUAUCAUUAAUUUGACAUUUAAUCAUUUAUAUUUCGAGAUAAAAAGUGUCAACAAAGGAAAAUCGAUUAUACAUUAUCUAUUAAAUUGGUUUCUCAUUAUUGAUAAUAUAACUAAUUUUAUCAAGCAAUAUGUAGGAAGACUGAAUAACACAUUUGGCAUUUAUGUCUAUCGAUGCAAAUAUGUAGUAGUCAUAGUGGUAAUUGAAAUAAUAACAAAUUUAUUAUUACUCAAACAUUUAACAGUAGAUGAAAUGAUCGAUAUAUUUACUGUGUGAUAUUGAUUAAAUUAAUUUAUGAAAAUGAUCAUUAUAAUUGAAAUUGUUAACGUUUGCACAUCUCGUUUUUGUAUAAUUUGAUUAUAAUUAUGAAUUACGGAGGAUGAAUCUAUUUCAAGAGCGUCAAAUGUUAUUUACAUAUACAUUGUUUUCCUUAUAUGUAUAUAAAUGGAAAAAAAUUUUAAGUGUUAUAACAUUAAUAAACUUCUUAAUAAAAUUAAUAAUUCGAUACAUUAAA